AUGAACCUGAACAACGGCCACAACAAGGAACUAGAGUCCUUCUUUGUCGAUGUUCUAGGCGUGAGUACACUCGACGCUAGCAUUGUUUACAAUGAAUUGAUGGACCUCGCUGCAGGAGAGCCUACAGUAAAGGAGGUCAAAGAGCUUCUCUGGACUUUGAACUCUGAACUCGUAUCUCCUGCUGUGGACUCUUCCCCAAUGGACUUAUUGCAGCGUGCUGUUCUGCCAGUCAGGGAUGCUAGUGGAAAGCGACUUGAGAAUUAUUUUGGCGCCAGAAUCAAUCUCCUCGAUUUUAUGACCAAUGAAAUCAUCCAGCUCGGGCCUCUCAUCAAGUGGGUCAAACUCGAGCAAUACUACCUGUUGCGUCUAGUGAAGGAGACUACAGUGGUAGACGCAGAUGUCAAAUGGCCGGCCUCAGAGCCAAACCAAGACAUCAGGACAAAGGCUUAUGGAUUAUUUCGGGUCGCGACUCAUUUCAAGAGCCCCCGACUUAAUACCAACCACUCUCACCCUCGAGAUGGUGGCACGACGAUAACAGAGGAAAUUGCAAUCGAUGAUCUUCACACUGAAGAUGAUACCGAUGGGUUCAAGAUCUACGUUCCGCAUGACGAGAGGUUGCGAGAUGCGAGCUAUCAUUCGACUCUCCCGAAAGCCUUGGUCAGAUGGCUCCUGUCUGGUUCUAGCUCUCGGAGUCUUGAAGAUCCUGAUUCGGGCGCCAUAGCAGCCGUCCAGGGUAUUAUUAGUGCCAAAAAUUACUCAGUGGAACGUAUCCUCGACAACAUGGGGAUCAUCGAAGUCGACAUCCCCAAUCAGGACCCUGUGGUGGAGGCGAUCCCAGGUGCACUGAGCCUAUACACGGCAAUGCCAGGGGGCUCAUUUUCCUCAAAGCCUAGGGCGCCGGUUUCGAAAGCUGAAUCUGGCACUGAAGAUGAUAUCCCGGGACAAGAAACACGAGUAUCGCCCAGCCAACUCACCGCACCAACCGUGAUACUACAAGAGCAUGAAGCCCGAGAGUACAGAGCCCUCUUAUCGCAAGUUUUCCUGGCGGCCAGAAGAGCGCAACAUUUUGAUGAAGAUGAUUUGCAUUCGUCGGACUUUCCAUUCGCGAGCUCGGGUGGUCAGGUACACGAGACCAGAGUGUUCUUCGAAGACCAUCUGUUUGGUGCGGGCCUGGCCAGGAUCGAGCGGGACCAGAGAGUGGGAGCCGCUGGGGAGCUAUUCUCAAGCCCCCUUUGCGAGGGAUUCUCCCGCGACAACAGGCGAAGCACCAUCCGCGAAUUCGCAAGUCACCCCGACUAUGCAGACAUGACCGGCUGGGCUGGCUUCGAGACGUCUGAUAUGGAGUACCUUGAUUCAGACGGGGCACUGACCAUGGCUCUAAUACGCAAGGGCUACCUGCCGAGCUUUUGGGAGCAACGGAAGCCACACUAUUAUAUCGAAGUGAAGACUACUCCGGGCAAUAGGGACACUCCGUUCUUCAUGAGCCAAAUCCAAUACGAGAAACUGGCCAGCGAGGGUAGUUUGAGCUUUACGGCUGAUAGGUGGAUGGAUGGUGAGACCCACGAGGUAACUUACAUAUGGUCAAAUGGGACUUUCGCCCACGUCAUCAUCGACAAGGGAGGUGAUGCUGUUGCUGGUAUUCCAGGUGAUGAUCUUGGUGGCAGCAACUUAUCGGACAGUGUGCCACAACUUGCAACGAAGAAAGCCGCAGACUCGGUGGAUUUCCCUGUCUUCACACCUGAACGGGUAGCUACCGAGCCAGGGGACCAUGCCGGUCUCCAUCUCAUCAUUUUACUAAACAUCGUACCGCAGGGACCAUCACAAUGGCCGCGGUCAAAGUGCCAACAGAGCGAUACUACGAGUCUCAGUGAAGCUAGUGCGCCGUACGGUUGA
Molecule: messenger RNA, 1893 nt
Organism: Anthostomella pinea
Lineage: Eukaryota; Fungi; Ascomycota; Sordariomycetes; Xylariales; Xylariaceae
Source: the annotation of a GenBank genome assembly